This is a messenger RNA of Nasonia vitripennis (jewel wasp), 1333 nucleotides long. RefSeq lists its product as uncharacterized. Bases 183 to 740 code for a protein of 185 amino acids. The record is from RefSeq and is a predicted model, not a curated record. Lineage: Eukaryota; Metazoa; Arthropoda; Insecta; Hymenoptera; Pteromalidae. The transcript has 6 exons.
UUGAUCAUAAUUCAGUGAAAAAAUCAAAACCUUCUGAAAUCUUUAAUUCUGUGGAAAUAAAGUACAAUGAAAAGUAUGAGUGUAAAUCAAAAGCUUGGAAUGAAUAUCAUUUUGUUGAAUGUACUGUGGUACCAAGGAUCAUUUAUGAUAAUCCUGAAAAAGAGAGAACACCACAAUUUACAAUGAGAGCAUUACUCAAAGGGAUCGCAGAAACUGGUAGCCUUGACAAGCUGAAAAAAGAGAUAGAUGAUCUACAUAAAUGUACAGGGAAACAAUUUUUAGAUGAGUCUAAAAAAGGUUUUUUAAAAGAUGGUAAAUUUGAAAAUGAUAAAUAUCAUAGUGUGUACCAUACAACAAAAUUUGUUCCUCCAAAGCCUAGAGAGAGCGAUGUGAAUGCUGUUGCAAAGACAUUAAUUUUUUUAGCGAGAUACACUACAAUAUUUGGAAAAGAUUAUAAAUUUAACAAUGGACAGAAUUUCACUAGCAAUGAAGAUGUAGUUUUUGUUGGAUCUUUACUAUUAAAACUUGCUAAAGUGGUCGGAGGCAGCUUAUGUCCUGUAAGAGAUUCAAAAGAAUGGAAAGCAAAAUGUACAUGUAAAACUGAUUAUUGCUCUAAUAGAGGAGAAGCUUUUUCAAUUGUAACUGCAUUAGUAGACCAUAAUUGUGAUGCUAAUGGGAGAACUGUUUAUACAGAUGAUGUAAAUGUUAUUUUAUGCUUUGAUGCCUGUAAAGAAAAAUGAAGUGCUGUUUAAGUCACACACAUUUACAUUUUAUAACACUGAUUAUCAAACAAGAAGAGAGCCAUUACAGAAAAUUCUCAAUACUUAUUGUGAUUGUCGAGCUUGUAAGGAACAAUGGACAAAAGAUAUGUUGCAUGUACACUAUUUGUGUGGUAAAACACUCAAAGAGCAAUUGACAUAUGGUUUAAUAUCAUGUAUGAUGAAUUCCCGCUACAAAAUGAUGUUAAUUUUUAAAAGAUUACAAAAUUGUGAAGAAUUUGACAGAUUAUUCUGCAAUGAAAAAACGAUUACUAAACUCAGAGAUGACAUUAUACAUGUUUAUAAAACAUUUGGACAUCCUACUGCACUUAUUUAUAAUUUAUUAGGUUAUUUACUAUCAAUUUGUGACUGUCUUUAUGGUUGCACACUACCGAUACAAGCAUGUAAAAAAUCAUAAGUUAAUCUUUGUUUUGUUUUGUUUGCAAAGCAUGUGAAGCCUUCUAAGGAUUUUAAGUAUUAGAUAAUGAUUUUUUCUAGUUUUAAAAAUGCAUGUAAAGUUAUGCAUGAGGAAGUUGAUCAAAACAAGGUUUAGAUUGAUGUGCUAUUAAUAAACA